Salvelinus fontinalis (brook trout) is the source of this 5222-nucleotide messenger RNA. It is a transcript of the gene invs, whose product is annotated as inversin. Lineage: Eukaryota; Metazoa; Chordata; Actinopteri; Salmoniformes; Salmonidae. The record is from RefSeq and is a predicted model, not a curated record. The transcript has 17 exons. Bases 177 to 3857 code for a protein of 1226 amino acids. Gene Ontology annotation, molecular function: protein binding.
CUCUGACUGGACUAUAUGUGUUGUAGGCAUCUGACCCUUCACCCCCAAGCCCCGCCCCUCUGGGCUCCCAGGUCCACGCAGCCGCCGUCAACGGAGACCGGAGCGUCCUCCUCAGACUCAUCACAGUGGAUCCCUCCCUGCGUGACCGUGAGGACCAGUUUGGGCGUACCCCACUGAUGUACUGUGUCCUGGCUGACCGUCUGGACUGUGCUGAGACACUGCUGAAGGCCGGAGCCUCUGUUAACAAGACUGACCAUAGCCAACGUACUGCGCUGCACCUGGCAGCACAGAAGGGGAACGUGCGGUUUCUGAAGCUGCUCCUGUCUCGUCGUGCUGAUUGGCUGCAGAAGGAUCUAGAGGAGGUAACACCCCUCCACCUGGCGACCCGCCACCCCUCCCCCAAACCCCUGGCCUUGCUGCUCAAACACAUAGGACCUGGAGAGGUGGACACACAGGACAAGAACAAGCAGACUGCGCUCCACUGGUCAGCGUUCUAUAACAGGCCAGAGCACGUCAGACUGCUCAUCAAACAUGACUCCAACAUUGGCAUCCCUGACAGCGAGGGCAAGAUCCCCCUACACUGGGCUGCUCACAGCCAGGAGCACACCGCUAUACACACCGUCCGCUGCAUACUGGAGGCGGCUCCUACCGAGUCUCUGUUGAACUGGCAGGACUAUGAGGGGCGCACGCCUUUGCACUUUGCUGUUGCCGAUGGCAACGAGGCAGUGGUGGAGGUGCUGACAUCGUAUGACGGCUGCAGUGUCACGGCGUACGACAACCUGUUCAGAACCCCGCUGCACUGGGCUGCACUGCUGGGACAUGCCAAGAUAGUGCACUUGUUGUUGGAGAGGAACACGUCAGGCACCAUCCCCUCAGACAGUCAUGGGGCCACACCUCUACACUAUGGAGCUCAGAGCAACUACGCCGAGACGGUGGGUGUGUUUCUGUCCCACCCCUCUGUGAAAGACGAGCCAGAUCUGGAGGGCCGCACAGCGUUCAUGUGGGCUGCUGGCAAAGGAAGCGAUGAUGUCAUACGCACCAUGCUGACACUCACGCCUCACAUCGACAUCAACAUGGCCGACAAGUACGGAGGCACUGCGCUGCACGCGGCCUCUCUGUCAGGUCAUGUGAGUACAGUGAGGUUGCUGUUGGAGAGAGGAGCCAUAGUGGACAGUCUAGACGUGAUGAAACACACGCCUCUGUUCAGAGCCUGUGAGAUGGGACACCGCCACAUCAUCCUCACACUUAUCAAAGGCUCUGCUCGUGUCCACCUGGUGGAUCUAGAUGGACACACUGCUCUGCACUGGGCGGCUCUGGGGGGGAACGCUGAAGUCUGCCAGUUGCUGAUGGAGAAUGGGAUCAGUCCUAACGUCCAAGACCAGGCAGGCAGGACUCCUCUCCAGUGUGCUGCUUAUGGAGGGUACAUCACCUGUAUGGCUGUACUACUAAUGGAGAACAACGCCGACCCUAAUAUACAGGACAAAGAGGGCAGGACAGCUCUCCACUGGUCCUGUCCUACCGUGUGUGUCUGCAGGGCAGGACAGCUCUCCACUGGUCCUGUCCUACCGUGUGUGUCUGCAGGGCAGAACAGCUCUCCACUGGUCCUGUCCUACCGUGUGUGUCUGCAGGGCAGGACAGCUCUCCACUGGUCCUGUCCUACCGUGUGUGUCUGCAGGGCAGGACAGCUCUCCACUGGUCCUGUCCUACCGUGUGUGUCUGCAGGGCAGGACAGCUCUCCACUGGUCCUGUCCUACCGUGUGUGUCUGCAGGGCAGGACAGCUCUCCACUGGUCCUGUUCUACCGUGUGUGUCUGCAGGGCAGGACAGCUCUCCACUGGUCCUGUUCUACCGUGUGUGUCUGCAGGGCAGGACAGCUCUCCACUGGUCCUGUCCUACCGUGUGUGUCUGCAGGGCAGGACAGCUCUCCACUGGUCCUGUAACAAUGGCUAUCUGGAUGCUGUGAAGCUGCUGCUGAACUCUAAUGCCUUCCCCAACCACAUGGAACACAACGAGGAGAGGUACACCCCCCUGGACUACGCCCUCCUAGGGGAACACAGUGAGGUGACUCAGUACAUGUUGGAGCAUGGAGCUCUGUCUAUAGCGGCCAUCCAGGACAUCGCUGCUGCUUCCAUCCAGGCGCUGUAUAAAGGAUACACGGUCCGCAAGGCCUUCACUGAGAGGAAACAACUACUGAUGAGACACGAACAGCUACGCAAGGACGCAGCCAAGAAACGCGAGGAGGAGCAGCGGAGGCGGGAGGCGGAGCAGCAAAUCUCAUUGGCCAGAACAGAGAAACAGAGGAUGUUAUUGGCCCGCGCUGAGCAGGAGCAGCUGUCAUUGGCUGAGACUAUGAAGGAACUGUCAGUGUAUGAGAGAGAGGCAGGGGGCGGGGCUAAUACAGCCUCCAAAGCAGAACAGACCAAUAGCAAAGAGGAGACACGGAAACAUAGAGCACAUAGAAGCAGACCCUCCAGGAGAGGGAAGGAGGCGCAGCCAGCCAAAGGCCCUGACCCCGUGGUGACCCCUCACCCCUCAGUGACCGCUGACCCCAUGCCCCCUGCGCAGGGGUCUAGGGUCAGGGAGCGUCUCUCUCCUGCAGGCUGCAGCCGACCCCCCAGUCCAAAACACAGACCCCCCACCACACCCAGGACCAAGAGACUCACCUCUGCAAACACACACACUCCUUCCAAAACACACACUCCCUCCAACACACACACUCCCUCCAACACACACACUCCUUCCAACACACACACUAACUCUAACACACACACUCCUUCCAACACACACACUAACUCUAACACACACACUCCUUCCAACACACACACUCCCUCCAACACACACACUCCUUCCAACACACACACUAACUCUAACACACACACUCCUUCCAACACACACACUCCUUCCAACACACACACUCCCUCCAACACACACACUCCUUCCAACACACACACUCCUUCCAACACACACACUCCCUCCAACACACACACUCCUUCCAACACACACACUCCCUCCAACACACACACUCCCUCCAACACACACACUCUUUCCAACACACACACUACCUCCAACACACAAACUCCUUCCCACACACACACUCCUUCCAACACACACACUACCUCCAACACACACACUCCCUCCAACACACACACUCCUUCCAACACACACACUACCUCCAACACACAAACUCCUUCCCACACACACACUCCAUCCAACACAAACAUGUCUACUCGCCCCACCAUGGAUCAAGAAGCCCCCAGCACCAGGGAACGCACCCCUAGAAGCAAGAGAGACACACACACCAACACACACAACCCCAGACACAGAACACGCCCUGCCACAGACCAUACCACCUCCUCCAGCAAGAACCACACUAAAGCCUCCACACAAUCACACCGCCCCAGCAGCAAGCCCAGGGAGCGGGACAGAGACCAGGCUGCCUGCACUAUCCAACGAGCCUGGAGGAGGUUCCAUGUGCGAGACAGAUUGAGGGCGGCUUUUGGUGCUGGGAAAAGAGUGGAGCCACCUGAGGUCGCCUCCCUCCUGAUCCAGCUGCUCUGGGAUAGGCCGGCUUUCCCUGGUCACACCCCUAUUAGGACCAAGCCUGAGGCCAGAGUUCCACCCACCAAGACAGCAGCCAAGAGCUCAGUGCUGCAAAGCAUCUAUGGAGGUUCUGUGGCCCGAAGGGGGCGCUCACUCGGGGGUUCUCAGUCUCAGAUACUACUGGACCUGUCACUACGCACACACAGCCAGCUGAGCAGUGUGGAGUGUGUGCACCUGUGUGAUGCAGUGGGGCAGGCCAGGCAGUACUCCUACCACCUCAGACCCCACAGCGCUGGACAGGGCCGGGGGAAACACUAACGACUACACACACACCCUGCAUGUGUCCUUCGUGGCUCAGUUGGUAGAGCAUGGCGCUUCUAAUGCUAGGGUACUGGGUUUGAUUCCCAGGACCAGCCAUAUGUAAAAUGUAUGCACGUGACUGAGUUGCCUUGGAUAUAAGCAUCUGCUAAAUGGCAUACACACAUAUAAUAUAUAUGUGUGUGUUGUCUUGAAAUGACUUACCCAACUGCCUUAUCAUGGUGGAGUUAUUGGCCAGAUUGUAAACAGAGCAUAUAUAUACUGACAAGAGGGGGGCCCCAAUGGUGUAACUAUAGGAAUAUGUUUCUGCAGAGGUGGGAACUCUUAAGCCAAUGAGGGCAGGUUUGCAUGUGAACAAUGCUGAUAUAACUGACUUCUCAGAGAUGCCAUGUGUGUCCACGUAUCAGUACAGAUGUAAUAACCUAAAUAUUACAAAAUGUAUAUUAGGUCAAAUAAGACUCACUCAUCAAUUUGACACUCAUUGACCACCAUAAAAAAAAUCCCCACUUGGUUUGUGUCAUGCUGUAUUUUCAGGCAGAGUAAUAAUCCCUAUUCCUCUCAGAUUGUACUCUCUGCCCAGUAUUAACCAUGGAGGAGUUCUUGUCCUGAUAGUUUAUACUCUCACAGGAAGACAGGACAAAGUUAUGAGACGUCACAGUCAUGACCUCACAAGGCGGAGUUAAGUCAACCAACAUGGUAUGUGUGCAAGAUCAUUUCAACCAUACAGAAAAUGAACACACACACACAGAUAACCUUUCCUCCCAUGUGGAGAAUGAAGCAGUCUGUCAACAGCCGGUCAUACAGCCAGCCCACCUGCAGACGCUGACACACACGCCUGCUUGCAAACACACACUCUUCCCAUCAGCCAUAACACUUGUACUAGGUUGUAGUCAACUCUACCUCAGUAUCUACCUGAGCAGGUUCCCACAGGCAUGCAUGCCCCUCCCACUUUCCCCCCUCAGCCAUAACAGUAGGUACACAGAUGUACACAAGGUCAUUUAGGUCCAGAGGGUACACGUGUACCUGUGCUUUCUCUGUGGGACUCUGUGGAGGGGGGUAUAUUUAUGCAUUUCAUACACACUCUGUUACUCUUUAAUUGUAUAUUAUACAUCACUUCCUGCCUUAAAGAGAUAGUUGACUUAAAAAGUUAGCUAGAUGUUUGUGGCACCUCCUCAAUGGGAACUGUCACGUUAAAGAUAUAAACAGUGUUUCAGUGUGGAUGCUGUUCACUCUGAUGCACUACUGGUGAAACACUAUCAGAUGUCAAGGCUUUACAUUUAUGAAUGAAAACCAACCUCAAUGUUAAUGUCCAUGUUGUUUUUCUACUCUUUUAGAAAACUUCUCAAAUAAAUACAUUGACAAGUU